Molecule: messenger RNA, 2645 nt
Organism: Apodemus sylvaticus (European woodmouse)
Lineage: Eukaryota; Metazoa; Chordata; Mammalia; Rodentia; Muridae
Gene: Kcnk10
Product: potassium two pore domain channel subfamily K member 10
Exons: 7
Coding region: 33-1649 (538 amino acids)
Biological process (GO): stabilization of membrane potential; potassium ion transmembrane transport
Cellular component (GO): membrane
Molecular function (GO): potassium ion leak channel activity
Source: RefSeq, a predicted model, not a curated record
UUUCCUUUCAUCCCCCUGCGGGCAACGGAGCAAUGAAAUUUCCAAUCGAGACGCCAAGAAAGCAGGUGAACUGGGAUCCUAAAGUGGCCGUGCCUGCAGCAGCCCCACCAGUGUGCCAGCCCAAGAGUGCCACUAACGGGCACCAUCCUGUUCCUCGACUCUCCAUUUCCUCCCGAGCCACGGUGGUAGCCAGGAUGGAAGGCGCCUCCCAGGGAGGCCUGCAAACAGUUAUGAAGUGGAAAACAGUGGUUGCCAUCUUUGUGGUGGUCGUGGUCUACCUCGUCACUGGUGGCCUUGUCUUCCGGGCAUUGGAACAGCCCUUUGAGAGCAGUCAGAAGAACACAAUCGCCUUGGAGAAGGCAGAAUUCUUGAGAGAUCAUAUCUGUGUGAGCCCCCAGGAACUGGAGACACUGAUCCAGCAUGCGCUCGAUGCUGAUAACGCGGGUGUCAGCCCGGUAGGAAACUCUUCCAACAGCAGCAGUCACUGGGACCUUGGAAGUGCCUUCUUCUUUGCUGGGACGGUCAUUACGACCAUAGGGUACGGGAAUAUUGCUCCGAGCACUGAAGGAGGCAAAAUCUUUUGUAUUUUAUAUGCCAUCUUUGGGAUCCCACUUUUUGGUUUCUUAUUGGCCGGAAUCGGAGACCAACUUGGAACCAUCUUUGGCAAAAGCAUUGCAAGAGUGGAAAAGGUUUUUCGAAAAAAGCAAGUGAGUCAGACCAAGAUCCGGGUCAUCUCAACUAUUCUCUUCAUCUUGGCUGGCUGCAUUGUGUUUGUGACAAUCCCUGCUGUCAUCUUUAAAUACAUUGAGGGCUGGACAGCCUUGGAGUCCAUCUACUUUGUGGUAGUCACUCUGACCACAGUGGGCUUUGGUGAUUUUGUUGCAGGGGGAAAUGCUGGCAUCAAUUACCGAGAGUGGUAUAAGCCUCUGGUGUGGUUUUGGAUCCUUGUUGGCCUGGCCUACUUUGCAGCUGUCCUCAGUAUGAUUGGAGACUGGCUGAGGGUUUUAUCCAAAAAGACAAAAGAAGAGGUUGGUGAGAUCAAAGCCCAUGCAGCUGAGUGGAAGGCUAAUGUCACUGCUGAGUUCCGGGAGACAAGAAGACGACUCAGUGUUGAGAUCCACGACAAGCUACAACGGGCAGCCACCAUCCGAAGUAUGGAGCGCCGGAGGCUGGGCUUGGACCAGAGGGCCCACUCGCUGGACAUGCUGUCCCCUGAGAAGCGCUCUGUCUUUGCAUCCCUGGAUACAGGCCGUUUCAAGGCCUCAUCCCAGGAGAGCAUCAACAACAGACCCAACAACCUACGCCUUAAGGGGCCAGAGCAGCUCAACAAACAUGGGCAGGGUGCGUCUGAGGACAACAUCAUCAACAAGUUUGGAUCCACCUCCAGACUCACAAAGAGGAAAAACAAAGAUCUCAAAAAGACCUUACCCGAGGAUGUCCAGAAAAUCUACAAAACCUUCCGGAAUUACUCUCUGGAUGAAGAGAAGAAAGAGGAUGAGACAGAAAAGAUGUGUAACUCAGACAACUCUAGCACAGCCAUGCUGACAGAGUGUAUACAGCAGCAAGCUGAGAUGGAGAACGGAGUGGUACCCACGGACACCAAAGACCAGGGGCUGGAGAACAAUUCUUUACUUGAAGACAGAAACUAAAUGUUAAAGACACUGAAGUUGGACUACGUGUUGUCUUGUUUUUGUUGUUUUGUUUUGUUUUGUUUUUGUCUUGUUUUGGUUUUAAUAUUCACACUGAGACACGUGCCUUAAAUAGACUUGUUAGUCCAAAAUUACAUAGCAUUGAAGAAUAUAUUUCACUGUGCCAUACACAACUGAAAGCUUGCUCUGCCAAAAUGAAUCAAAGAAGAGCUUCGUUUCAGAUAGUGGCGGCAGGACAGACGGGAGCAUUUGCACAGGUAGCAGGUGUCAGCUGUGCCUGUGAGGGAGUUCCAGUGGCAGUGCUAGAGUCCUCACACAGGGCCACUCUGGCACACAGGCAAGGGCAGCUUCCCCUCAGAUCAGCCUCUGAGAGGACAGGUUUGUCUUUUGAAUUGAGUCUCCUUUCCCGAACCAGCCCUUAGAGAUAGGUGGUGCACAGAAAGGGUGGCUGUUCGUGAGGGACCUGGUGACUCUAGCAAGGGUUUGAGUGGACAUUUUUUGACAGGCCACAGUGCAGAACACUUACUCCAAAAUGAAUGUCCUUGGGACCCAAAAGUACCUGGAAUUUGUUGGAAAACAGAUCAGAGCACACACGUUUUAUAAGGUGCAAUUGCUUUCUCAUAAAAAACAAAUCACAGACACAUCCUACUGUGGAUAUCUCCUUAACCAAUGACAGAGGUCCACUGAACUUUAUCCUUCUCAUGGGAUAGUGUAGGCAGGCUUGCAAGCACUGAUGAAUAUACCGCCUCAGCCGCUGCCUUGUUGGAAGGCAGAUCAUGCAUUUUUCUUCAGUGGGUGUGAAGGUUAAAAAACAACAACAACAACAAAAAACAAAACAAAAAAUGAAGACAAAAAACAAAAAAACAACCCCCCCCUGAUUUUGGAGCAUUCAUACUCACUUUUCUAUGGGAACUUCAAUUAUAACUUGUUUUGAUAGGAGGGAGGAGAUACCAAAAUUAUUGCCUUUGCAUGAUACCAGUGACUUGCUGUUCUGUC